Molecule: messenger RNA, 801 nt
Organism: Sphaeroforma arctica JP610
Lineage: Eukaryota; Ichthyosporea; Ichthyophonida
Exons: 1
Coding region: 1-801 (266 amino acids)
Source: RefSeq, a predicted model, not a curated record
AUGCAACACAAUUCUACUCGUUACCACCCCUAUAUACCGACGAUUCCUUCAGCAUAUCCAAGAGAGUAUGCACAGACUAGCAACGAGCACUUAUACUUCGAGGCAGCAGAGUUUAUGAAUACGGGCUUGGGGUCUCGUCCUGAACUCCACUCGUCGAUGGAGAUUGCCUCAUCGCUUUGCAAAGUGUGUUCAAAAACCAUAGCGUGUGCCGUACGUUGUGGUUUGUGCCAUGCAAACGUUCACACGACAUGCAGUGAAGUCAGUCGAUUCUCCGAAGUCCGUUGCUGCUAUACCUGCACACGGUGUGUAUCGUGUCUGCAAGGUAAGAACAUUGGUUUCGUGUGUGACACGUGCCAACUACGCGUGCAUCCCUUAGAGCCGUGCUCAGUCAAAUAUGACGACACGGAGGGGUACGGAGCGAGUGCUACUUGUUCUACCUGUGCUGCUAGUAAGGCAGCAAGUACAUUGAUUAGCAACGAUGCGACAGUAAGAGAAAGUGGGGCUGUACGAACUAGCCUAGUAUAUGGGCAGACAUCAAGCGAUGUAGCAUGUGUAGACAGUACCAACGAGACACCUAAAGCUUCUUCUAAGUCGACGGCUAGUAAGAAGGCGACUAAGACUAUGACUAAGGCUUCGACUAAGGCGACGACUACAACCAGUAAAAAGAAGAAGGAAAAGUUGGGUGCAGAGAAGGAGAGGAGGAAGGGAUUAGACAUGCCGGACCCCAAGAUUCGUCCUGGAACGCAACAGACGCGCAUAGAGAAGGAAGCCAAUUGUUAUGAAGAGGAGCUCAAGGAAUAG